AUGGAUGCACGGGCGAGCUCCCCUAUGUACCACUAUCUGGGCGCUCGGGAGCGGGCAAAUCUUGCGCAGUACAAGUACUCGAGCGGUGGCACAUCGCUGCUGACGAGAUAUGUGCUUGCUCCAUAUUGGAACUGGCUCGUGACGCUAGUCCCACUGUCGAUCGCGCCCAACAUGCUUACACUGAGCGGUCUGCUGCUCGUGUUUGUCAACUUUAUCAUGUUGCUGGCUGCCGACGGGCACUUGGACGCUGCCACACGCAUGCGCGCGCAUGUGAUGGAGCACGAUGGAAUUCUGCCGACGGUGCCGCUGCUGCCUGAGGGCGGUCUGCCCAAGGCGCUGCAAAGCGUGCAGCCAUCGACAGCGUCGGCGGUGCCUGUGUGGAUGCUCUGGGUGUGGUCAGCGUGCCUGUUCAUGUACCAGAGCCUUGAUGCUAUCGAUGGAAAGCAGGCGCGCCGCACAAACAUGUCCGGCCCACUGGGCGAGCUCUUCGACCACGGCUGCGACGCACUGAACACGACCCUCGAAUCGGUGCUGGUGUGUGCGGCGAUGGGCCUAGGGCGCUCGUACUGGACACUCAUUGGUCUCACGUCGGCCAUGACCAACUUUUUCCUGACGACGUGGGAAGAGUAUCACACGCACACGCUCUUCCUCUCGUCCUUUUCAGGCCCUGUGGAAGGCAUCGUGCUCAUUUGCGCAUUGUACCUGCUGCUAGUCGCACUGGGGCCCGUGAUUUGUGUACAGGGCUUUCUUAAUGUGACAGGUCUUGCGCACAUUGCGUGGGUGCGUGAGAACCUCGCGUUUGCGAAUGUGCCUUUGGGAGACUUGUUCAUGCUGUUCUCGUGCCUGGGCCUGCUGCUGAAUGCUUGGACGGGCUACGAGCAUGUGUACCGCCGAUGCGUUGAAGAGAAGCGUUCAGCAUUAAUGCCGCUCGUGGGCAUUGUUCCGUUUGCUGUGCAGACUGUGGCGAAUAUGGCGUGGGCGAUGGGCCACGGUGCGCAGGUCAUGGUGCAUGGUUCUGUCUUUGUGCCGUUCCUCCUGUUCUGGGGCCUUAGCUUUGCCUACCUGGUCGGCCUGGUCAUUCUUGCGCACGUGUGCCAUACGCCAUACCCCUACUGGAACGUGCUGCUUCUGCCGAGCCUGGUGCUUGCUGUGGACGCACACUUGCCGCAGCCGGUGCUGCAGGGCUCGCUCUCUGCGCUGACGAACGCUGUGUAUGGCAGCUUGGCGCUGUCGUUUGCAGUGUACGCGUACUUUGUGUACGACGUCGUUACACUUAUUUGCAAAGAGAGUACGUAUAUAAUACUGACGGCAGCCGGUAAGCCAUGUCUCCGUGUUGUGCACGCACAUCGCGAGUAG
Molecule: messenger RNA, 1356 nt
Organism: Malassezia sympodialis ATCC 42132
Lineage: Eukaryota; Fungi; Basidiomycota; Malasseziomycetes; Malasseziales; Malasseziaceae
Exons: 1
Coding region: 1-1356 (451 amino acids)
Biological process (GO): phospholipid biosynthetic process
Cellular component (GO): membrane
Molecular function (GO): phosphotransferase activity, for other substituted phosphate groups
Source: RefSeq, a predicted model, not a curated record